This is a messenger RNA of Spodoptera litura, 888 nucleotides long. RefSeq lists its product as uncharacterized. NCBI's taxonomy places the organism in Eukaryota, Metazoa, Arthropoda, Insecta, Lepidoptera, Noctuidae. The record is from RefSeq and is a predicted model, not a curated record.
AAUAAUGGAUUCGUUUUUUAGUCUGUUCGACCCUUCAGAGGGUAGCCAGAACAAGCCAAAGAAUAAAAAGAGGCACAAACCCGAACAGGACACCGUAAAGAAGAAACCUGACGCACCCAAGGGACGUAGACGAGGCCGCAAGUCAGCGGUGAAGAACGAGACGUUACCAGAAGAAUCUUCGUUCCUCUGUGAACCUGAUCUCAGUACUGAUCUCCUAGUGAAAGAUGUUAGCUAUAUAGAAAACUUCAUUGAGAUUAAUAAGAAGGAAGAUGACAAAACAGACCCCGACAAGAAACCGAGGCGCAGAAACUCAGGACGCAAAUGUAGACGGAAAAAGAACAAAAUCUCCCCUCUAAAGGACUUACCCAACCAAGCGUGGGUAGAAACCAACCCAGACAAUAACAAUGAAACCAAAAACUGGAACAAUCAACUUCUAGUACAAAAAAUAUGUGACGAGAACAUCGGCAAGAAUGUCAACGAUUUAAAAAAUGAAAUGAAGAUUAAAAAUAAAAGGAAUGAAGUAUCGACUAUCGAUAAAUUUCGUGAUAGGGAUGUCUAUAAUGUUAUCGAUAAGCUAGAAAAGGUUAUUCUAAAGGACGAUAUGUAUUUGGCUGGAGAAUUUGAUAGUAAUGACUUGGAAAACGAUUUCUUCUAUAGCUCCGACGAUUUGGAGGAUUUUAUCGAUGAUUCUACCUCAGAGCCGGACGACUCAGGAGACGAAGUUUACGGCAGUCUACCUCCCGAGCCCAGGUUCGGCAACGUCGAGUACAAACUGCAACUAGUCUCGCUGUGUGAGAGGAGGUUCCAGCAUCUAGUUACUCAGGUACGGUUUUAUUUAUUCACAACAUAACAUCACGCCUUUUAUCUCCGGAGGGGUAGGCAGAGGUG